AUAAUAAUCACGUGUCAAUGUCAGGCAACAGGCGUUUGUUUACAUUGUUUAAUUCUUGUGUUCUAUUCUUUAAUAAUAAUAAAUUAAAAAUAUAAAUCGACAAUAAAUUAACUAUCAUUAUUUAUAAGCAAUAAAAUUUUGCAACCAUAAAAAUGUCACGACCUCGCAAGAAGGAAGAGAAAAUGUUACAAUUACAACCACGUAUAACAGAAUAUUUUAAUCAAAGAAAAAGAAAACGAUCACUAGAUGAUUUAAAGGACAAUGAAAAAUCGAUUAAAAAUCCAAGAAAAGUUGUAGCAUUGACUAAAAAUGUCAAUCCAAGAAAAGAAAAUAAUGCAACUUUGAAUGCUUCAAAUUUAUUAAUUUCAGUUUUAAAAAAGGAAACAAAAUCAAAAUAUACUAAUGUUAAAGUAAUAAAAGAUUCGUCAACAUUUAACACACAAAGAACGAUAUCAACAACUGUAGAAAAAAUUGAUUCGCCUACUAAAAAAGAAGUAAAAGAAAAACCACUAAUUAAGGAAAAAUUAAUUUUAGAAAAAAAACCAAAUGAAACAUCUAGUGAUGAUGUUAAAACAACAAAAAUUGAUUCACAACAAACAAAGAAUAUUAAAAUUUCAAAAUUAGAAACGAAUAUUCAAACUCUUAUUCCUAAAAGAUUACAGAAAGAAGAUGAAAUUGGAGAUAUGUUAAAAACUAAUUUACCGUUACCGGAGAAUUAUAAAUUUCUUCUGAAAGUUUUUUCAUGCAUUGAUGAGGUGUCAAUGAUGCUUUACAAACGAGGCGUGAUUAUAACAUUUAAGAAAUUACAACCUGCUCUUAAAAAUAUGUCAAAAAAAACUGUUACUUUAGAUGAUUUAGGAAAAAUCCAUUCACUACUUCCCGAAGCAUUUUCGUUUAAACGAAAAAGAUUGCAAUUUUCAGAUCCAAAUAAAGUAGUUUACGAAAUUGUAUUAGAACCGUCAUUCAAUAGUGAAUCUAAUAUUCAUGAAGAAAGCAAAGAGAUACUUUCUGUAAGAAAGAAAAAAUUCUACACAGCACUUUUAGAAAGAGUUAAACGUGAACAUGAAAUAUUUUUAAAAGAAACUAGCAAAUCGAGGUCAGUGAUUCGAAAAGUAAAAAUUAAUUGUUGGCAUCCUAAUUUUGAUUUUGAAAAAUGUCAAGAAAUUGAAGUUUCUGACUUGGCAGUUUUUAAAACAACUAAAAUAGUUUCACCUAAACAAGUUUUGGAAAAGGUAAUGAAAUGCUUAAAAACUGAUUCGAAUUCUCAGAUGCCAAUAGAAGAGGCUUCAAAAAAUGUUUCCAAACAAGAUGAAGAAAAUCAAGAUUAUUAUGUUAAGCUACCUGCUACAGCUAAAAUGAUUCGAAAUAUUUUUUUAAGUGAACGAAAAAAUGUGUUAACCUUAAGUACAUUGGUAGAAAAGAUAAAAUUUUCUAUUACUAAAGAACUAUUAAUUCCUGAACUGGAAAAACAUGUUCGAUUAUUAUGUAAAAUUGUGCCCAAUUGGAUAAGUCUAUUUAAAAUAGGAAUAUGUGAUAGAGUAAAGUUGAAUAAGGAAAUACCUUUUGAAAAGGUUGGAAAAAUAUUAGAAAACUUGACGAAAAACAAAUAAUUAAUUAUAUAUUAUUGAAAUUUACUAUCAAGUACUACUUGAAUGUUAAAUAAUUAUAUAUUCAUAUAUGAUAUAUAAGUUGCUUUGUUAUUUAAAAUAAAUUUGUGUCAAAUAAUUAAAAAAAAAAACAAAUAAUUAAAAUUAAAUUUCAUUUUUAUUGUUAAAAACAAUAUUAUACAAUAAAUGGUUAACAAAGUUUACAUAUACAUUAACCAAAUGUUUCUUGUAUUUACAUUUUUUUUUAAAAAUACACGUUUUGUUUGUAUAAAAUAAAAAAAUUUUCUUUAUUUAAACUUUUCUCCUAAUAUUCUAUAUAUUUGUAUUUUAUUCCUCAUAAAUCUUUGUUGUGAAGUGACUGAUUUCAUUUUUUUUUCUACAAUAUAGCUUUAAAUACAUUAAAAUAUCGUAUAUUUAACACAACAAAACGUCUCAAAAAUGAUAAAAGUUUAAUAGUACAAAUUUUUCUGAAAUUCUAAGAAUAGAAUAAAAAAUGUUAAUGAAAACUGAAAUUGUACGUCAAAAGUGAGAAACUCGAAUAAAUAAAUAUUAAUAAUUUUUUUUUAAAAAUAAAAUUCGUCAAUUUACAAAAAAGAAGAUUGUAUUU
Messenger RNA from Leptopilina boulardi, 2214 nucleotides. RefSeq names its product DNA replication factor Cdt1-like. The transcript has 7 exons. Gene Ontology annotation, cellular component: nucleus. The record is from RefSeq and is a predicted model, not a curated record. NCBI's taxonomy places the organism in Eukaryota, Metazoa, Arthropoda, Insecta, Hymenoptera, Figitidae. Gene Ontology annotation, biological process: mitotic cell cycle; regulation of DNA-templated DNA replication initiation; DNA replication preinitiation complex assembly. The coding region runs from base 153 to 1610 and encodes 485 amino acids. Gene Ontology annotation, molecular function: DNA binding; DNA polymerase binding.